AUGGGGGGGCGCCGAUGCCGACGGCUUGAUGGUGCUGUCGUCGAAUUUCCUUGCGCGCCCGGACAUCAGGACUCUCUGUGCCUGGCAGCCCGCAAGCGCUUUGCAUUAUUAUUUCCAAGGCGUGUCCGUUCCAGUUGCGCAGUCGCAGGCUGGCCAAUUAUUGCUCCAGUCGGCGUUGAAUGCGAGGCGUUUGGAGGGUGGUCAAUUUGUCUUGGAUGCGUCUGGGGAGUAUGGGCCCGAUAUGAUGGAGGUUGGCAGCGGGUAUUUGAACAACACAACAGGCUUUCUUCGACACGCACAUCCGCAAACGAGGUGACCUAUCAGUUUACCGAGUUCGGUUUGCAGACGUUUCAAAUGGCGCAUAAUAUCAAGCCCGUCCGUUUUCUGAGGACGCCGCGGCCGGGGGUGCCCUUGCAAGACCGAUCUUAUUUCGAGUUGUUGAUGAUGAUGGAUUCCGAGGGCUGGGUUUGCGAGCUGUGCGCACGUUCCAAAGAUGCCGUUCCUUACGUCGUCGGCCAGUCCAAGACUUGGUAUUUGAAGGACGCCCAAACAUCGCUGCAACCUUUGUAUCUGCGGGCGCUCUUGACAGCUGCCGACCACAAACAGCCCGUGCAGGCUUUCCGGGCACCGGCUUAUUACAAGUGCAUCUUGCAGGGCAAGGCGUACGUUCCGAAGCCGCGUCGGCAGUGCGGGCCAUUCUGCAUAGAGCCAGCGCGCGAGGGUUUAGCCGCGCUUGCACCGCCAGUGCCCGCCGCUGCACGGGGCCGCGGGGCCGCCCGGGGCCCUUGCAGGGGCGGCCGGCGGCGGCGGGCCGUGGAAAUUCCAGGGGCAGCGUUGGCGCUUGAUCUUGAGACAUCCGAUGUUUCCGAUCACCCCAGUCUGUUGGAUAUGCUCCCGCACGAUGAGGACUCGAUCGAUAUGUGUGCUGUCGCAGGUUCCGCCGACGACCGAGUUUAUCUUGUUACUUGCCCUGCCGCCAGUAUGUUGCCCGCUGGUUGCCCGCGCAAGUGUCGCGCGAGGUCGCGCCCUUCGGCCGCGCGUGGCGGCACUCGGGUCCACCAAGGUCCGUCUUCAGAUUGCACGCGCCGGCUGGCAGUUCGCCGCUCGGCGGAUUCCUUGGGCAAGAUGCUGGAGGAAAUGGAUUUCUCCAUGGACGACCCCGCCGAGGGCCCUGCGGCCGAGGCCAGUGGCGCUUCGGGCGGGCCUGGCGGGGCCGCUGGUGCUGGCGCAGCGGCUAGCAGCGGCGCUGGCGCAGCGGCUAGCAGCGGCGCUGCUGCCGCCGUGAUUGCCGAUCCCGACCACGACGUCUCGGGCUUCAGGUGGCGUCAGAUGUUUCAGUUUACUCCGCACUGGAACAGGACAACCGGCCAACAGGCGGGCUGGGAGGUCUUCUGCUACCACCCCGACCAUGACCAGAGCAAGUGCAGGCGGCGCCGACACUUCGCAGCUCACGGAGGCCCACAGAUGACAGAGAGACUCUUGAAGGAGUGGUGCAUUCGCGGCUUGUGCGAGGGGGGCACCGCCGCCCACAUGGCUUUGAAAGACCACCCUCCCUACAUGGAGCUGGAACAGGCAGAUGACCAUCCAAUACCCGAACACUUACUGGACGCGCUUGCUUCCAGCUCGGGCCCAAGCUCCGAUGGCAACUCUUCCACUUCCGAUUGA
Messenger RNA from Prorocentrum cordatum, 1665 nucleotides. The record is from the annotation of a GenBank genome assembly. Lineage: Eukaryota; Dinophyceae; Prorocentrales; Prorocentraceae.